Molecule: messenger RNA, 840 nt
Organism: Lachnellula hyalina
Lineage: Eukaryota; Fungi; Ascomycota; Leotiomycetes; Helotiales; Lachnaceae
Product: WHI2-like protein
Exons: 4
Coding region: 1-840 (279 amino acids)
Cellular component (GO): nucleus
Molecular function (GO): RNA binding
Source: RefSeq, a predicted model, not a curated record
AUGGACCUCCGGUACAGACCCAAACUUGGAACCUGUGGCCAGAGGUUCACGCUCUCACGAGACGAACUCCUAACCCUACCAGAAUUCGUCCUCUUAUCGCUAUUCCCCAACGGCCUCUUACCAGAUGGGCACUUGAACCAAUACCAUGAGGGCGAUGCCUUCCAAGUUGAUGUCCGUCAAGUCUCAUUUACUCGCGAUUAUGAUCCAGCAUCCCUACAGUACAUGCUCGAAUUCUUCCGCAAUGUCGCGCAGACAAUUCCUUCUGGCUCGAAUUCGCCCUCUGCAAGCCCCGAAGCAGAUCCUAUACCUAUUGAGCCAAUGGCCGGCUCUGCGAGAGAAAUGCUACAAGACCGAGCAGGUAUAAUUGUUCUGAGAGAGGAUUUGGACUUCUACGUUAUUCCACCUGUUGCGGAAAUCGAGCAAUCGGAAAUGAUCGAGGUGAAGCGUGCAGCAGGAAAGGCACUGUUGAAGCAAGAUGGAAUAUUCUCUGGAUUGAGGCGGAGUGAGGAGACUGGGACAACAGAACAGCACUUAAUUGAGAUGUUGACCGCUGGCGGGUUCAACCACGAAGAUCAUUGGGGGCACAGAGCAAACGAGCCCAACAAAGCAGUCAUUUGCAGUCUUGCACUAGCUCGUCUACGAACCGACAUCCGCGGCGCCGAGAUGGGCAGCAACGCAGUAGGAAUGGCACAAAAGCUGCUCUUGUUUUGGAGAAAGCCAGCUCGAAGAUGUUGGUGGGAGGGCGUGGAGCUUGAGAACGUAGAAGGCGUGCAAGGGAAGCUGAAGGUGUGGAUCCGAAGAGUUUGGACCUUGGAGAUGAGCGUAAUUGGGUUGCGUUAA